UGUAGCUUGAAGUUUGAACUUUCAAGUUUCACAAGCAUUUAGCAAAGCAGAAAGUUUUAUCUCAAAUUAUAACGCUAUAAGUUUUUUACAAAUUUGCUUUAGUUUUUUGGAAAUAGUGAAAGUGUCGAAUUUAUGGGACCACUUUUGAAUAUGGUUCGUUUGCUAUGAACCAAGUAAACAUAAAUGACGCUUCAGACUGUGUACAAACAAUUGUGAAAAACUGUCGAUGUGUCAUUUGUGACCAGUUACAUGGGAAAAGGUUCAGAUAUGCAUGUGGACAUUCAUCAUGUGAAAGUUGUUUAUUAGAUUAUGAAUUUUGUAUGUUAUGUUUGACACCAUCUCCAGAAAAGCCUGUUUUAGACUCACCACAAACUGAAAGAGUAAGGCAUGCUUCAGAACUAUUUGAUACAUUUCAGGAUGUAUUUAAAAUAGAUGUAUACAAAAGACAAAGAAUAUCUGAUCAACUGAAAAAAGAGAAGGAUAUAUUUCCUGAAUGCAUUCAAGCUCCAAUAAAAUACUUUAAUAAAAGAAAAAGCUCUGUGAAGGACAAGGAAAACCUAUCUUACAUACCAGGUGAAGGUGUUGGAAAUAUGGAAAAACACAAAGCUGAAAAGUCUAUUAAUUAUGUACAGAAAUGGCUCUGUAAAAAUGAGAAAAACUUCCAAAAAAAUAAAUCACCCCGAAAACCAUUUUCAGAUUUGAAUAUUAAUGAACAUGUAAUGUGUACAUCUACUCCAAAAUCAGUAGUAGCAAGAAAAAGAUCAUUUUUUGACAGUGCAUUUUGUGAUGAUUUUGAUACGGAUGUGGUAUCUAAAAAGUCUAAAAAGGAUAAGAAAACCCCAACUAACAGUGACAGCUUAUUAUCAAAACAAUUGAGUCUAGCUGAAUCUAAAAAAAAGAAAUGUGCAACAGAUGAUGAAAUAAUAGUAAUUAAAGAUUCACCAAAAGAAAUAAUUGAUAAGGACAGACUUGCAUUAUUAGCUGUUAUUGAGGCUGAAAAACAUGAAAAUAAUACUAAAGAUGGCAAUAAAAAUAUAAGUGGGCACAUAAAACGAAAUGUUAACUUGAAGAACAAGUGCUGUGUUGAACCUAUCUCAACAAAUUUUAAAGUUCCUUUCUACAAAAAGAGUUUGAUUGUUGAUACAUGUUGCUUGUGUAGGAAAAGUACAGUACAAAAUGUUAAUGUAACGAAAGCAUUCAAUGAUGUCCAUGUUACUAUAAAUAAUAAUAGUUUUCUCACUACUAUAAAAGUUUCUGAGUACAAAGCACCUACAAGUAAACAAAUUGGUGCCAAAAAAGAUGUAAGUGUACAAAUGGAUACACACACUUCUAAAAGUAACAAUAUACCACUUGGAGAAAAUGAGGCUACUACAAAGAACUCUCCGAGCCAAGAUUUAUUUAAAGAUGACAUAAACAUUUUUAGUACUCAUAAUGAAAGGAAAGGGAUACUAGAAAUUGAUGAAGUAAAAAUAUCAAAACAAAAUAUAGUAAUUAGUGAUUCAGAUACAGAUAGUUAUAAGAAUGAUGGAAAUCAUGUCAUUGAGGUUACAGCUGACAUUCACAGAUCUUGUGAAUUAGAAGAUGACUACUAUACUUUAAAACCAUUACAACCACAGGAAUAUAAAAGCAGAUUAAGACCACCUGUGAGGGGCAAAACGCCGGCAAGUUCUGAUUCUUCUGAUAAGGAAAAUUAUGAUCCAAAUAAAAAGAGGCCCAAAUUUAACAAAAAGAAAAACAAACGAAAGAAACUCUAAAAAGAAAUAUCCCAGAUAUGAUAAGAUAGUUUUUAUUUGUUUAUUUUUCACCCGCCAGUGAAUGUUUUAAUGUAAAUUAUUUAUCUUAAGUAAUUAUUAAAAUAUUUUAUAUUUAUAUAUGAA
Messenger RNA from Leptidea sinapis, 1877 nucleotides. RefSeq lists its product as uncharacterized. The record is from RefSeq and is a predicted model, not a curated record. NCBI's taxonomy places the organism in Eukaryota, Metazoa, Arthropoda, Insecta, Lepidoptera, Pieridae. The transcript is spliced from 4 exons. The coding region runs from base 165 to 1754 and encodes 529 amino acids.